GUGCUAAGGACAGCAUUUACAGAGCGGAAAUCUUGUCUUCCAGACUCGGCCUUUUGAUGGAGAGCUUGGGCUUAGCGGAUUUGAGAGCGAUGGCAAUGCCAUUUCAUAGUCAAGCCCGUAGGUGCCAUGACUCAGCAGCCCCAGGAGGGCUUCGAGGGCAGCGUGGAGGACGCCUGGGAGUGGAUGAAGGCGGUGCAGGAGCGGCUGCAGAUCAAUGACAACACCCAGGGGCCCCGGGCCGCCCUGGAGGCCCGGCUGCGGGAGACCGAGAAAAUAUGCCAGCUGGAGCCGGAGGGGCGCGUGAAGGUGGACCUGGUGCUGCAGGCGGCCGAGGCGCGCCUGGCCGGCUGCCCCGAGGACCAGAAGCCCGCGGUCCUGGCGCGGCUAAGGGACAUCAAGGCCCAGUGGGAGGAGACGGUCACCUACAUGAUUCACUGUCACAGCCGCAUCGAGUGGGUGUGGCUGCACUGGAGCGAGUACCUCCUGGCCCGAGACGAGUUCUACCGCUGGUUCCAGAAGAUGACGGUGACGCUGGCGCCGCCCGUGGAGCUGCAGCUGGGCCUGAAGGAGAAGCAGUGGCAGCUGGGCCAGGCCCAGGUGCUGCUGCAGGACGUGAGCCACCAGGCCGUGCUCCUGGACCGGCUGCUGGAGGAGGCGGCCUCCCUGUUCCACAGGAUCGGGGACCCCAGCGUGGACGAGGACGCCCAGAGGACGAUGAAGGCCGAGUACGAGGCCGUGAAGGCUAGAGCCCAGGAACGAGUGGACCUGCUGGAGCAGGUGACCCAGGAGCACGAGCGCUUCCAGGCGGACAUGGACGAGCUGCAGCUGUGGCUGCAGGUGGUGGUGGCGAAGAUGAAUGGCUGCGUGGGGCGGAGCUGCUCACUGCCCGCCGGCCGCCGGCUCUCGGCACUGCAGGACAUCGCCAAGGACGUCCCCAGGGGCGAGGAGUCUCUGAGGCGGCUGGAGGCGCAGGCGGUGGGGGUCAUCCGGAACACCUCUCCGCUGGGUGCGGAGAAGAUCACCCGAGAACUGGAGGAGACGCGGAGCGUCCUGGAGAAGCUCUGUGGCCUCCGUGAGGAGGAGGAGGGGCGGCUGCGGGGGCUGCUGGAGUCCACGGGCGCCUUUGAGCAGCAGAGGGCACAGCUGGAGGCCGAGCUGGGAGAGUUCCGGAAGGGCCUGCGGCGGCUGGCGGAGGAGGGCCUGCACCCCGCGGCGAAGGCGGGCACCGAGGACGAGCUGGUGGCCCGCUGGAGACUCUACUCGGCGACACGGGCAGCGCUGGCCACAGAGGAGCCCCGGGUGGACCGGCUGCAGGCCCAGCUGAGGGAGCUCAUCGCCUUCCCCCACGACCUGCAGCAGCUCCCUGACAGCGUCGUCGAGGCCAUCCAGGAGUUCCAGAGCAUGAAAGGGCAGAGCGCCCGGCUGCGCAAUGCCGCGGGCGUGGAGCUGUGGCGGCGUUUCCAGCGGCCUCUGCAGGACCUGCAGCUGUGGCGGGAGCUGGCCCAGCGGCUCCUGGACGUCACGGCCAGCCUGCCCGACCUGCCCUCCAUCCACACCUUCCUGCCGCAGAUCGAG
This is a messenger RNA of Myotis lucifugus (little brown bat), 1575 nucleotides long. RefSeq names its product spectrin repeat containing nuclear envelope family member 3 (gene SYNE3). Gene Ontology annotation, biological process: nuclear migration. The annotation marks the transcript as partial. Gene Ontology annotation, molecular function: actin filament binding. Lineage: Eukaryota; Metazoa; Chordata; Mammalia; Chiroptera; Vespertilionidae. Gene Ontology annotation, cellular component: meiotic nuclear membrane microtubule tethering complex; nuclear outer membrane; cytoplasm. The transcript is spliced from 8 exons. The record is from RefSeq and is a predicted model, not a curated record.